AACUGUUUCACAAAUAUUUGCCGGCAGCUAAACGAAUCAGUCAGUCAGUCGUGUGCAUAGUGUUGAAGUGAGUAGAGUUUAUUAUUUGUUUUUAUCCGUAUGUAUGUAUGUUUGUUUGUUUGAUUGUGAUUCGGCGAAAAUAAAAAAAAAUACAAAAAUUAAUAUAGUGAAAGUCAAACGUCGCAUCAAAGUAAUGCUGCGAGCGUUUACAUCCAUAAUUAAUUAAACAAAUCACUUCGGUUCGUGCAUUGGCCUCUGGUUACCUGCAUAAUAUCUAAUAAUUUCUCCACCAAUUUUGGCUGCAAUUUAAUUUGUUGUUUAAAAACUGGUGAGCGCCGCAAUCAACGGGUAAUCGCUUUUUACCUGACACGUUCAAUAAACUGAAAUUUAGUAGUUAACGAAACAAGUCGUGAAACAGUCAAGAAAAGUAUUUACAACUCAUUUGCUUGUUAAGUGCAGCAAUUUAUAAACACACACACAUAUAUAUGCAUAUAUAAAUCGAAGUGAAGGUGUACAAAUUUGUUGGAAAACCCAAAACAAUUUAAACAUUCCGCGAGAAAUCUACAUACAAGUGUAAUGCACCUUAAAGUAAGUGAGCGUGUAAAUUAGUUUUGCGUCAAUGAGCAAAAUUUUCAUUGGAAAAAUCAACUUCCAUUCAGUUUGCCAGAGCGGCGGAAGAGUGCAAUUGAAUCGGAGCAGUGAGCUGUGUACGGAAAUGAGUAGAUCGUUGAAAGCAAGCACAUAGCUACCAACAACACUAAGACACAUACAAAAGCAAAAUGUAUUUUCUCUAAGUGUGGGAGUUUUAUUCCAUUAGAAAAAGAGGAAAUCUUAAAAAAACCGCUCAGAAAUAUAAAAUAUAAAAAUUAUAACAAAAAAAACUCGUAGCAUUACAAAUUGCAUUACAGUAAAUGAGAGGCUGUCGUUGACUCGCAACUCACAACUCGAAAUUGUUCGUGUAUGAAAUUCAAGUAGCAGCUACAGGACAGGAGACCAGACGAGACGGGAUACAAGACGGCUGCAGCGGAUCUGCUAAGAGAUUGGAACGUUUUCUGUGGUGCUGCUGGUGCUUGACAAUUGAAACGCAGCCAGACGGGCAAAGUGUGUGUGGCUGUAUCUGGGUGCGACACUCAUAAAAUAACAAAAUAAUAUAGCUUGGAGUACGUGACGCGUGCACACGUAGAUUGGCUGUAGCUGGUGACCGUGACGGCUGAAAGGCGGAGUGACACUUUUAUAUUUAGUUUGAUCGCAACGACAUGGCCUGCCUAAAUUGUGAGCUGGCCGCAACUAUGAAAUGGCGACUAGCGGUGAUAUAUCGAUGAUCUCACCACCAUCGUCUUCCAUUUCGAACGGCCAGGAUCCUUUCGGACAAUUGCCGCCGCUGCCACCGCCACUGCGUUCAACACAAGUGCUUCAACCGCUAACGGUUUUUCCAGUGACCAAUUUGAGCGAAGACUCUUACGAUUAUGUUUUUGGUGGUCGACGUAAGACCCCGCCUGCUACAAGAACAACCACUACACUCAAGCUGACCUCGCCUCCCAUACGCCUGCGACCAGAAGACGCUCACCAUCGAGGUGGCAACGUAAAUAAUGGUGGCCGUUUUUAUCGUCAUUCCUUUAGUUACGCGCCAAAACGCACCCGACACGGCAACAACAGCGAACGCAAUGAAAAUCGUGAAUCACGACUGAGAUGUCAUGGCGAAGACGAAGCAACACUGCGCCAACUGCUGCUCGACAUUGUACACUAACUGAGCAGAUUAUGUUAAUUUAAGUGCACCCUCAAUAUGUCAAUUAAAAUUAUCAUUGCCAGCAUUAACAUUAGCAUUAACAAUAAUUAUAAUAUAACCAAAAACAAAAGCAAGUAAAAUAGCUAAGGGGGAGUAACAGGAAGUGAGAGUGCUACAUCUGCGUGUACAACCGGCGUUGUACGACUUAGUGCGUAUGUAUUGAUGCACUUGCAGUGUGACGACUUAAAGAUUAAUCUGUUCAGUUGAGAUUGUCACAAUUCUGCUGCGCGUAUUGUUGUUGUUUUUGUUUUGGUCUGAUUCGACGAAAAGCCACGCAGUAGUGUGCUCUGGCAACGCGCCGCCUAGGCUAUACAUCAAUGUCCACCAAUUGCGCGCAUCAAAGACAUUCACCAACAACCAGCCAAACGCAAACACAAAACUAAAAAACCAAGAAAACAGAAAAAACCAAAUAAGUUAAAUUCGAGUAUAUAAGAAAAAAACCACAAAUUGAAACGCUUAAAGAAACGGAGAUAAAUUACGACAACUAAAAACAAGAAGAACUUCCAAUCACAAUUUUAAUAGAAAAUAAAAAAAAUUCCAUAAAAACGUAAUGCAGAAAAGUUCAUUAAAAAUUAAAAAAAAAAAUUGAAAAUUUAACUAAUUAAAGUAACAGCACGAAUUCAAUAAUAGAAUUUUAAAAUAAUUGGCGAAAGCAACGUUUUUGCAAAAUAAAUAAAUCGAGAUUUGAAUUCUUGUUAACCAUAUAAUAAGCACAUACACAUAGAUCCUAAUAGCGUUUUAACCUAAUUCCGCAUACCGUAAUCCUAAGCGUACACGUAAGCCCUAGCGUAAAUAGCAGCAUUAUUUAUCGAUAUUACUCUCCUCGCAAGUGUCACCCUCCUGUCAAAGCAACAA
Molecule: messenger RNA, 2641 nt
Organism: Anastrepha ludens (Mexican fruit fly)
Lineage: Eukaryota; Metazoa; Arthropoda; Insecta; Diptera; Tephritidae
Exons: 6
Coding region: 1295-1747 (150 amino acids)
Source: RefSeq, a predicted model, not a curated record